Coffea eugenioides is the source of this 798-nucleotide messenger RNA. RefSeq lists its product as uncharacterized. Bases 1 to 798 code for a protein of 265 amino acids. The transcript has a single exon. The record is from RefSeq and is a predicted model, not a curated record. NCBI's taxonomy places the organism in Eukaryota, Viridiplantae, Streptophyta, Magnoliopsida, Gentianales, Rubiaceae.
AUGGCGAUAGCAAUUAACCGCCUAGAAUCCCAAGUCCAAGGUAAAUUACCGUCCCAACCUGAAGUGAACCCGAAGAACGUAAGUGCGAUGAUUUUAAGGAGCGGGAAAGAAAUUCAGGGACCAGAACUCAUAAUUCCAAAAGACAAGGAUGAGGAAAAGAUUGAGAACGAGCUCGAGAAGGAGGACAGCAAUGGCACAAAUCCACAGGUACUUCCAGACACAGUCAUUACAGUUAAAACAAACCCGCCUCCCUUUCCUAGCAGGUUGGAAAGACCGAAAAAGCAGGAUAAGAAGAAGGAGAUCCUGAAGGUGUUCCGUAAAGUAGAGAUUAAUAUUCCCCUGUUAGAUGCAAUUAAACAGGUGCCAAAGUACGCAAAGUUUCUGAGAGACCUGUGCGUUAAUCGAAGGCGGCUGAGGAGAGAUGAAAGAGUCAUUGUUGGGGAAAAUGUGUCCGCAGUCCUGCAGAAAAAGCUCCCACCAAAGUGUGGGGACCCAAGUAUAUUCACUAUCCCCUGUAGGAUAGACAACACCUUGAUUAGAAAAGUCAUGCUGGACUUAGGGGCGUCAAUUAAUGUGAUGCCAAAAUCUAUCUAUAUUUCUCUAAACCUAGGUCCAUUAAAAAAAACUGAAAUAAUCAUUCAGUUAGCUGACCGAACUAAUGUGUAUCCUGACGGGUUAGUUGAAGAUGUGUUGAUAAAAAUUAAUGAUUUGGUAUUCUCAGCUGCCUUUUAUGUACAUGACAUAGAUGAUGAUCAUUCCCCUGAUCCCUCACCUCUGCUAUUAGGUAGACCCUUUUGA